CACACACCUGAGCCGGUACCCAAUCAAACCAGCACAAGUUCCUCCAACGCGCAAGAAAUCGAUGCUAAGCAGUCCAAAAGUGACUCAGAGACGGGAUAUGCUUCACUUGGAUCGGCAGAGCCCUCCAGCUCAUCAGAAGACGCCAAUGACUUCACGCAAGUAAAGCCCGUAAAGAAAAAGACUUCGCCCUCAAAGAGGCCAGAAAAUGUUUGUGACAAAUCUUUAGCUGGAGCAACCGCCAAUACCAUCCCCAGUUUCAGUCUUCCCCUGAGGUACACGUGCGGGAUGUGUUUCGCAAGCAACGCAAGCAAGGUUGUGGGGCAGCGAGGAGGGAGCGAUCCAGCCGUCUGCGCUAGUUCUGGUGCACAUGACUGGCUUCAGGAGAGGGCAGCCGUCUUGUUUUCCAAAAAGGAGGGUUGGCGCAAGGUGAAACCAAGACAUCCUAAACUGCGACGGGAAGUCUAUCCAAGAGUGUGUAAGCUUGGUGAUGCUUGCCCGCGUUCCGACUGCAUGUUCCCUCACAUUGAGGAAGAAGUUCACCUCUGGCACUACAUGGGCAAAUAUAACAUCAAAACUAUAGAUGGUGUCAUAUCUCAAAGGCAGGCAUCCCAAGGUGUAAACAAAAAACAUUCAACGUCAUCAAACAAUGAGCAACACGAACAACAAAAUCAGAGGUCAUCAACGGACAAUGGGAAAAAAUCCUCUGUCAGCUCUGCUGUCGCUAAAUCACAGACAAAGGCAGAAACUCCUCUGCAACUCCAACGGAGGGCCUCCACUCCUAACAUCACCGCAAAGCCUCUCAGUGCAGGGAAGGGCUCCAAGACUGCGUCCUCAGGUACUCUCCUUCCUGUUUCAAAGACUGCAACAAUUAAGCAAAGCCCGCAAUCUCAACCCAAAGGUAGAGCCUCAGCAAGCAAAAUGACCGAGACAGGUGGCACGAUGGAGGGUACUGAGAGAAGCCCUGAAGCUGCUCCCUCCUCGUCGCUCAUGCCGGCCACCUCUCCUGAAUCCAAAUCACCCCAUGGUAAAGAUUCAACUCCUGAUGCCAAGAAAACUCCUGUCCCAACCACUCCCAGUUUCCGUCAUCCCAUCAAGUACGUCUGUGGAAUAUGCUUCGAAAGGCACGGCAGAUCUGGAGUGGUAGAGCAGCGGACAUGCAAUGGUGUAAAAUCGAAGGUGUGUGCAAGUCAAGCGUCUCAUGCCUGGAAGCAGUUCAAGAUCGUGGCGAUGUUCUCUGAUACCAAAAAGAGAUGGUGUAAGGUCAGACCAAGACAUCAUAAACUGCGACCCACGGUCCAGCCUCAGUUGUGCACCCGGGGCGAGGCCUGUCCUAGGUCCGAUUGCAUGUUUCCUCACAUUAAGGAAGAAAUAGAACUCUGGGUUUACAUGGCGGAUCACAAAAUGAAAACAUUAGCUGAGGUCAUCUCAGCUGGGAAGGAAUCAACAGAGGAUACCAAAGUGCAGUCCGAUGUUUCCAAAGCAUCUCAUCCUGCCGCAUCUGCUCCAUCUGAAGAGCACUGUCAUCCCUGCUCCUACUGCAACAAAUCUUACCCUGCAUCUUGGCAGCUGGAGCAACACAUCCAGACCAAAGAGCACUGGUCAAAGGUCAACUCAGACGAAGACAAGAAGGACCAAUGGAAGCAGCGUGACCCGCCCUGGAAUGUUGUCAACGGCCAGUACCAAGAAUGCUUAGAGAAUAAAAGAGAUAGCUGCGUCUUUACUGACUGCACCAAAGCUCACAGCAAAGAAGAGCUCGAAGAAUGGAUGGAGAGACAUCGCUAUCGAAUGAUGAAAGUGAGGAAAGCCAAAGAGCGGAAGUUGUACGCCUUUAUGGACGAAGUCCUUGAAAAGUACAACUCCUCGACCAAGGGCAGGGAUGUGAUAGCAGAGGAAUUACCGGGAAUCCAUGUGAAAUGUUCUGAGGACCUAACACAAUAUCUUAUUGGGAAAGGAAAGGAUCAGGAUUCGGCUUACACCUGGACAUUCACCAUAAAGGUUUCUGAUACGAAAUCUCUGAAGCGUGUCUGCUUGUUCUACGACGAAAACAGACAUUAUUUCCGACUUUCUCGCCCGGCAAAUGAGAGUGAGGCCCAAGUGUGCCCCGGCAACCUCAUCGUGGAGCAAGAUGGAAGGACAUACCAAAUUGACGUCAUCUUUCGCUCCCAGAUCCUAGGCAGCUUUUCUCAGUGGGUCCUUUUCGAUCUGGGUUCUGAACCGUAUCUUGCCCGUAAGCUUAAGGUCCAAGUUGGUUUGUCAGUGCAGCACGAGAUAUUUGACGAGACGCAGGAGGAAGUAAAACCGGUAGUUGUCUGGAACAGCAGUAACUCAGAGAUUGUGCGAAUCGUAGAAGAGGACUACCAACUCUCCUUCAGUGAAGAGAAACUGCUCUCGAGCUAUCGGGUACCAGCCACGGUCGGAAUUGACGACCUCAAGGAGAUGAGUCGAGAGAACUACAGAGAGUUCAUGCAUAGAAUGCUGUAUUUGGAGGAGCUGGAAUGUAACAGAAAGAUUUCCAAGUUCAGCACAGACAGCACUCUUAAGUGUCUGGAUACAAUCUAUGUGGAAACCUCCACUGGAACAGUUACCAAGUUUUCAGUGGACGGCAGCAAGUACGGAAUAUUGGAUCUGAAGACAGUCUUGAUGGAUGACUCAGAGACAAGCCAAAUCAUCGAAAGAAGUGUCCGCAAGAUAAUGCUGCAGUUCGGUACAUCGGAAAAGAUUUACGAAGCAGCCAUACUCCUGGAUCAAGACGAGCUGGGAAGACACAAGCAAGAAACUCUGCACGUCAAACUCAGUCCAACUUGUGUCAGCGACCAAAAUCUCCAGAACGGCACCCCAUACCAGGUCAAGGUUCAACUCCAGUUGAACAGACUCCCGUUCUGCUACAUGCAUUCUGCUGUUGAUCGUCUGAAAAACAUGGACAUGGUUUUCCCGCCAAAAGAUAAGCCACAACAACUACCCACCCUUUCAAGCGAAAUGAAACACCUGAGUGAUCCUCAUCAGAAUCAGGCAUUGAGAUUCGUAUCAGACUAUGGUGGGCGCAGUUCUCGCCAAAUGACCGGGCUGGGACCGGUGCUGGUUUUGGGGCCGUUCGGUACGGGAAAGACGCACACCUUGGCUAUGGCCGUACAGCGUACCUUGCAGCUUCGACCGGAAAGCAAAAUUCUGAUCUGCACUCAAACAAACAGUGCUGCGGAUUUAUACAUCACUGAGCACCUUGACGCACUCGUUGAAAAGGGCAGCAUCGACAAGAUGGUUCGUGUCUGUGCAAAGUAUCGCAACAUCAGAACAAUUCCUGCAACGGUGAAACGUUAUGUUCCUAUCCAAAAUGGCGAGAUUCAGCCUCUGACUGCCGAUGAUAUCAAAGCGAGCACCGUUGUCAUCACAACACUGAUUACAUCGUUCUUGCUGGAAUCUUUGGAACUUUACGGGCACUUCACUCACAUCUUGAUCGACGAAGCAGGACAGGCAUUGGAAGCGGAAGUUCUACAGCCUCUGACCUUAGCAACAGAAAAGACUUGCGUAGUUCUCGCUGGAGAUCAUCUUCAGAUCAGUCCAAAGGUGUUUUCCCGAACAGCCCGUCAUGCUAAGUUCCACAUAUCCUUGCUGGAGCGUCUGUUCUACCAGAAGGUUGGCAGAGUGAUGCUGUCUCAAAACUAUCGCACAUGUCAAGAAAUGCUGGACUUCAUGUUUGGGGCGUUUUACUCCGGUACCCGUGUAAGCCAACAGAUGAAAGCGGUGGUCAGUCACGAGCCUCAUCCCAGAUCCAAGCAUCCCUUAGUUUUCUGCACUGUGAAAGGAGUAGACCAGAGGAUAGGAAUGUCGUACAUCAACCACUACGAGGUGACCCAAAUUGGGUUGAUUGUGAAGGACUUACACGACACUUGGCCGAAGGAUAAAUGGGGAGAGCUGAACAAGAACAGCGUUGGUAUUAUAACACCGUAUACGAUGCAGGUACGUCAAAUUCGCAAUGAGCUCCGCAAGCUCAGACUCGGAAACAUCACUGUCGACAGAAUACAUAAUGUACAAGGACAGCAAUAUCGUGUGCUUAUCAUCAGCCCAGUGAGAACACGCAGUACAAUCAACAAAGCUGACAUGACGUCAUAUUUGCCCACAAUUAGUCCGGCAAAUCACCCAGAUGAUGCGUUUGACUACGGAUUUUUGUCUGAUCCCCGACUCCUUAAUGCAGCGUGCACACGAGCACAAUCUCUACUGAUGGUUGUUGGUGACCCAUCCACAUUAUGCUCGGUGGGAGACUGCUCACAGAUAUGGCGAAGGUAUCUGAAAGAAUGUGAAAAAAAUGGCACACUAUUGGGAACCUCUGUUGCAGAAAUUCAGCAUGAAAUAGAAGCAGCGAAGAAACGUUUGAAUCCCUGUGCAGCUGAGUUCAAUCCAUGCGGUUCGUGGGUCGGCACGCCUACUCCACUCGUGAAUGAUACCACCCAAAAGCUAUCCCAAGUUUCAGAGGCUCCAGUUUUAACUGAGGUCGAUACGUGGCUGCAAGAGGACGACAGCACCAUCCCAGAUGGUAUCCUUCAUGAGCUCCACAGGCAGAUAACUGAAGAUCAGUGUAUGCUGGAGGAAACUGAUGCGACUCCUGAUAUGGAUGACGAAGGCUCCUGCGAUAGAAAGGCCCCUGCUAAAUCAAAACGCAAAGGACACAAGUACAGAAUGAUACAGAAAUCCGAUCGCAUCAUAUUGGCAUUUAACUGUGAAGACAAGCCUAAACGACAUGGUGAGCACAGAGACGAUGACUCCGACUUCGAAAAGGGCUUGAAGAACGACGAACACAAUGAAAGGGAACGGAAGAGGGCGUAUGAACAAGUUAAAGAACAGCCAGAAAAAUACAAGAUCUGUUCCUUCCAUUGUGAGGAGUCUGGACACACCUAUGCAGUCCCUCUCGACGAGGGCUCCUCUGGGAAGAUUUUAAUAACAAGUAAGAGAAGAAGAGGUAGAGCUCUGAACCAAGAUGAGGUUAUCGUAGAAAUAAUCGAUGACAGUGAUGUAUUGGGGCUCGCUGAGAGCGAAAACAAAAAGUGUUACGGAAAAGUCAUCUGCAUAUGUAAAAGAGCGGCUAGAUCUGCACUGAUGAUGGAUAUUGUUUGUAAGCUUGAUGAACAUAUGAACAAUUUGAUGGUUCCGCUUGACCGCACUCUCCCGAAAUUAUAUAUUUGGUCUCACAACCAAGAGAAGAGUGGAAAGAAGGGCAACAAAUAUGUGUCACCGGACUUUAGUACUGUAUCCGUUUACCAAUACGGAAAUAAUCCAAACGGUCCCAUGCCAUUUCUUGAAAACGUGAAAAUCUCCAGGAAGGAUCGGCAGCACACGCUGUUUCUCGUGCGCUACCAAAAGUGGCUUGCUGCCCUCCCUUACCCGAUUGGUGCAGUGACAGAGGUACUCCCACUCGGAGACAACAGAGAGAAUGGGCUUCGUAUCCUCAAGCUCAUGCACGGCGUGAGAGAUAAUUGGAAACCUGGUGUCAUUGAGGAGGUUGUCGAACAGUUCCCAGAUGACUGGCAAAUUCCUAAAGAGGAACUCCAGACACGGUAUGAUGCAAGAAAUCAGAUCGUCUUCACCAUCGAUCCCCCAGAAAGCCAGGACCUUGACGACGCUCUCAGCAUCGAAUCAAAGGAUGACAACUACGUAGUCGGCAUUCACAUCGCUGACGUAUCUUUCUUCGUCUCUAAAGACUCGCCAGUAGACAAGGAAGCGAAAAACAGGGCCACGUCCUUUUAUCCCCCCUUUGACAAUCCUGUCAACAUGUUUCCUGAAAGGAUCAGCAAUGAGGUGUGCAGUCUACUUCCGGAUCAAGACAGACUGACUGUUUCCGUUUUGGCUGUCAUGGAUAAGAAUGGUUCGAUAGUUGGUGAGACAAAGCUCACCCGAUCCGUAAUCCGUUCUCGGAGACGGCUGACGUACUAUGAUGCUGAGAAAAUUAUCGGUUCCAAUUCCAGUGACAGAGAAGGCCUUGAUACUCUCGAGGAAAAAAUCUGCACUCUCAGCAAACUAGCCAAUGCCAGACGAAGAAUUCGUUUGGGAGUUGGCUACUAUGCGUUUCCACACGACACUGAAAAAGAGGAGGCGCAAUGUCCCUUGGCACAUUCUUUGGUUGAAGAAAUGAUGUUGCUUGCUAAUCAGGCAGUGGCUAUCUUCCUUAUUGAGGUCUAUCCAGAUUGCAGUCCACUCAAAAGGCAACUCGCUCCAAGCGACGAAAAUGUCAACGAUUGGGUUGCUAAGCACGGUCAACACGUGGUUCAUAGUUUGGAGCUGCAAUCGAAGUCCCUACCAACGACUGAAUUAGAUAGCAACGAAGCUCCACGUCAGAUGAAAGUAUUGAAGGAAAAGUGGGAUGAAAUACGAACGGCAGUCACACAGGAUGCGGGCCAGGACCAAAUGGCAAGUAUCACCGACCUGAUUACCAGUGACGAGAAUCACCCACAGCUCGGUGCGGCAAAAGCGAACUACCUCCGUAUUCAAGAGCGCAGCGGCUACAUCAACAGUGGAGAUUAUCCGGGAAAAUCUCGACAUCACACGCUGAAAAUGGACCUCUACACCCACUUCACCUCGCCGAUACGACGGUACUUCGACCUUGUUGUGCAUCGCAUGCUGGUAGCUGCAAUAAAUGACGAGAAUGCUCGAGAUAGGUUACACCAAUCUGAGCGACCGUACUCUGACAGCGAAAUCGCAGAAUUAGCUCAUCAUUGCAACUACCAACACUUCAACUCCCGGGCUUUUGAAAAGAAGACCUUUGCACUGCAGUAUGCAUUGAGGCUCAGGGAAGCCCCUCUGCUGUUUAAGGUUUUUCUGACUGGAUUUUCAGAUGCUGGUUUGGAUUUGCUCUAUCCCUACAGAGCAUUCCUUCCAAUGAAAUGCCCUCUCAACCUCCUCAAACCGACCAGCAGGCCAGAAAUCAGCGAGAACGACAUCAGAAUGCAGCUGCAAUGGAAAGAACGAGUCUACGAGCUGCACCAUUCGGAAGCAGUGGCGAGACAGAUUCACGUUUCGUCGCACUCACAAGGAACGAUCUGCACCCUGGACUCGGAAACGAAUGUUCAAAUUUCUACCGAAAUCUGGCAGGAACUCCUGCAGGGGAUCCAAGCACAAAACCUGACUAUGAUUAGGCAAACUAUCAUGGACGCCGAAAAUGACCAAUUGCUCACACGAGACCAGAAGAAACGCGAGAAACGACGGAGGCGAAAAUGCAACAUCAUUGAAGAAGUAACCUGUGAGACAUCAGAUGCAAAAAAGCCUCUACCGUUUGUCAAUUUCAAGCGGGACUUUCAACGGGGUGACGUAGUGCAGGUGCAGCUUAAAGCCUCCAUACAAAAGGGUGUUUUGAUGCCCAGCCAUCAGCUGUUCUGUCUUACUCCAAAGCUGAACUUAUGCACUGAACACCGCGCCAAUGCCAUCGAGAGCUUCUCCAGUGUGGCGGCACACCGUCCUCCCGCCAGGAUUAAGAGUAUUCAAAAAUAUCAGGCUGUGUGGCUGCCAAUCCUUAAAAUGGUCUCAGCCUACGAUGCUGUUCUUAGCGAUGAAACAAGUGGACUCCACGGCGUAGACAUCGAGUGGAAAUGCUCUCAGGACGCAGACAAUCAGCCAGUCAAGUUUUGUGGGGUUUUCGAGGUCAAAAAAAUGUUCUGCCACAACCGCAACAUAAAAUUACGCAGUGGUGAUUUUAUCUGCAUCCGUUACAAGGACCUACCCUUGGAUCCCAACACGAAGCACAGUCUUCUUGAGUUUGGCAACACAUCCCCCUCCAGGGGAUCGUUCACAGUAGACAGAGAUAAAAACACAUUUGUCGCUCAUGCUGUUGUUUCCUCGGUUGAAGACGUUGACAUUUGGACCGACAGUUGGAAGUUGAUUGUCCACGUUCUGGUGAAUCAGCAUUCAGCACCAUUUCCUGACGCUUUGAUCGUGUCUAAGAAAGUGUCUAAGAAAAUAUCCACGGCAUCCACCAUUAGCUUUACGAAACGUCUGGAGUCAGCAGUGAUACGUUUGGACAAAGCAGAGCAACUGACCAAGGAUAUCUGUCUUCAUCAAAACCCGAAGGUCGACCAAUGUGAUACCGUGCUCAAGAGAAUGCUUGAUCUUGGUAGACGGAUGACGUCUUUUGAAAUCCCAAACUCGCCUUUCCCUCUGCCGAACAAACCGCAACAAGAUGCACUGAAACUCGCCCUGCAGCAGCAAUUCACCAUAAUCCAAGGUCCGCCAGGCACAGGCAAGACAAUCACUGGUGCUCAUCUCACGUAUUUCUUCACGGAGGUGAACAAGCAGCUUCCCAAUUCUGGACGGGGACCGCCACAGGUUCUCUACUGUGGGCCGUCCAAUAAGUCUGUCGACGUGGUUGCCCACUACCUGCUGAAACUGGGGAUAUCGGUCAUCCGAGUGUACAACCACUUGGUGGAACAGCAAGACUACCCACUGCCUGGCCAUGGCUAUGGAUCGAGUAAGAUCGGCCAUUCUCAAGAAGCCAAGAUGGACCCUGACCUCCGUCACAUCUCACUGCAUUACCUCAUUCGGCAAAAGGCAAACAGUUGCAGUGAGCUCAUCCGAGAGUACGACCGGAAAUUCCAGCAACCGCACUACAAGAUCGGCUUCCACGAACUGCACCAAUACAAGAAGUUAAUUCACGGAGCUGAGGCAGAAGAACUGCGAAAAUACAAGGUAGUCCUGUGUACAUGUAAUGAGGCAGGUAGUGGACGCGUUCAGAAUUACCUGAAUGUGAUCCAAUGCAUAGUGGAUGAGGCUGGGAUGUGCAGUGAACCAGAAACCCUGAUACCGCUGGUGGGGACCGCCAAAGAGGUUGAGGAACCUAACAGUACCCUGAAGAAGUUAAGACAUUCUCCACGCCAGGUUGUUCUAAUUGGGGACCAUAAACAGCUCAGACCCAUCAUCCAGGAAAGGACAGCGGUAGAGCUCGGUAUGGAGAUAUCUCUCCUCGAGAAGUACGGAGAGGAAGUUACAAUGCUGACCAUUCAAUAUCGCAUGCACGAGUCAAUCUGUGCCUUCCCCUCGGAGGCUUUUUACAAGGGCAAGCUAGUGACGGACGCCAGCGUUAAGAGACGGGAGCCGCGUCUCGCGGCAAUAUGGCCUGGCGGCAGGGAGAACCCGCUGGUGUUCUGCCAUCACGUUGGAGUUGAAGAAAUCCAAAGUGUACGGACAGAGGAAGGCAAUGAACAGUCGAAAGGAAACUCCCAUGAAGUCAAGCACGUGGUCCGCAUUGUGUCAGUGAUGGUGAACCGUCUGGGCGUGAAACCAGACAGCUUGGUUGUCCUUGCACAGUACCGCCUCCAAAAAGCGCUGAUCGAAGAGAAGCUGAAAGAAGCAAACCUGGAAAACGUUACAGUUAGCACAGUUAUUACAAGUCAAGGGAGAGAGUGGGACUUCGUCAUUCUGUCCACCGUUAGGUCACUGCCAAGGGUAGAGAUUGACGACAAACCCUCACCGUCUUGGAUGAAACGCAACCUGGGCUUCAUCUGCGAUGAGAAUCAAAUGAAUGUCGCUAUCACGCGACCCAGAAUGGGUUUAAUUAUCCUUGGAAACAGAUUUCUUUUGCGUGUUCACAAAACAUGGGAAAAGUUACUCAACCAUUACCACGAGAAGGGAGCUGUAGUUUUCGCCGAGAACUUCCUCAAAGGUUACCAGUAAAGACUAAGUCUUCGUAGAUCAGUGACAUGCAGACGAUUCCUUGUUUAUCGUGAAAAAGCAAGGGCUACGUGGCAAAAUAGAUCUGCAUCUACAUGGGGGCUGGAGCUGAAACCACCCUUGUCCAAAUGAGCUGAAAUAAUUUUCACAUAUUGAAAUAAAUAUUCCAUGCAUCUCGCUGACAUACCAAUCGCUUGUAUUUGUGUAUAAAGUAAUAUAACAGUUACCAAGUACUUUUUUGUUUUACUAACUAUUUUAAUGUUACUGAUGUCUGGUGUUGAAGGGGCCUUAAGAGCACGUUAAACUGGAUUAAUCAAAUUACUGUAAUAAUGUAGCUAACCUUGAUUCAACGGAUACUGCUUAUGUCCAUAAGUUGAUAAGCACAGCGUCUACUCUUUAUGUUGAAAUGUUUAACUAAAAUGAUGGUAAUAUGGGACAAAUAAUAAUGCUUUAGAAAAUUCAUCAAGCAUGAUCAGACAAGUAAGUAGGAAUUUUGAUAGCAUGAAAACAUCUCUGUAAGCACAUGUAUACAUAGAAUCCUGUAUGCUAGUAGUAGUUACAUCCUUAUAUUAUGUUUAUCUAGACGUCAGGGGGAGAUCAGAUAAAACUGAAAAAUCUACGAAAUAUACUAAUCAGAGGUUUUGAGGGUCCGUCAGAGGCAUGAGAUCUAUGGAAAAAAUACAAAUGCCUGUAGACACCUAUUACAAUACCCGCUUCUUGUGUUAUGUCAAUUGUUAUACCUGUACAUGUACAUAAAAACACUGUAAUGGUAAACUCGGGUUUUUCCAGAGUUUAAAACAAAAUGUUUUAAAGCUCUUGAAAUCAGGAAUAUCCUUAUCAAAAUUCUGAAAUCAGGACAAAUCCUGACAAGUUUCAGCGUUCAGAAGUAUAACUCUUUUUUUCCCCAACCUGCUUAGGAGCACAAAAUAAAGCUCUUAAAGAGAAUAGUGUUAUGACGCAAUAUAUGUGUAUGGAUAAAGUGUAUAAUAUAUUUCUGAAAGAAUUCAAUGAAUGUUUCUAAAUAAUGAAUUUUGGACGAAAUCCGUGUACGUAACACGUACACUACAUAAAACCCUGAUUUUGUUUUUCCUCGCCAGAAUCAGAUCUUACAGGAUAUAGCCUACAUAUUUUUUGGGGGGGUUAGGCCUAAUGAUUUUUUGGGCAAACAGUAGUUUAAGGAGGAAUGUUUGAAAUUUGAAUGAAGAAGUUAAAGCCUUGUCUGUCGGUGAAAUUUUGUAUGUUAACAGGGAACAUUCCGUCUCCAGAUCACAUUUUUUAUCAAACUUUGAUAUAUUUUUCAAGUGUAAUGGAAAAUAGUUUAUGUAACAGUAUGGGAAUAUGUCAUAUUCACAUUGUACCAGGUAAUCGGCACAUAUAAUCAAUUAAUAUAUUAAUUAAGUCAAAAGUAUAACAGUUCGUGACCACUUUUUUAACACUUGUAAAGGACCACAAUUUUUCAGGAACAAUUCACCGAGGAGAAUUGUAAAUCGAAUGCCUAAAUUCUUUCUAAAGAUAUCACAAUAUUUGUGCAUGUCACUUUUUAAGAGAGAGUGCGCAUUCCAUUGUGUAAUAUUCUGUUUACAGUGACAAUUAUCUGCGUUUGGCCAUCUUUAUCAGACCAUUUAACAGUAAAAGGGAUGGCAAAAAAAUAGUUUUUUAUCUACAAAUCCAGACCAGUUACCAACUUCUUAACCUUAAAAUGUCCUUAUCGGUUUGCCAUGGAAGUAUAGUUUGACAAUAAUAAACGACAGUGUUUAAAAACA
Molecule: messenger RNA, 11408 nt
Organism: Acanthaster planci (crown-of-thorns starfish)
Lineage: Eukaryota; Metazoa; Echinodermata; Asteroidea; Valvatida; Acanthasteridae
Product: 3'-5' exoribonuclease HELZ2-like
Biological process (GO): miRNA processing
Molecular function (GO): ATP hydrolysis activity; RNA nuclease activity; helicase activity
Source: RefSeq, a predicted model, not a curated record